Suillus paluster is the source of this 976-nucleotide messenger RNA. RefSeq lists its product as uncharacterized. NCBI's taxonomy places the organism in Eukaryota, Fungi, Basidiomycota, Agaricomycetes, Boletales, Suillaceae. The record is from RefSeq and is a predicted model, not a curated record. The transcript has 3 exons. Bases 20 to 976 code for a protein of 318 amino acids.
CACGUCUUUCACGGAACCUAUGAUCACACCUUCCUCACGCCUCUCAUCAACGGAGCGCAUCAAAGCUGCCAUUAAAAUCCUCCGAGAUGGCCAUAUCAGUAUCCUCGACUUCAUGCUAAAAAUUCUCAAUCCGUCAGAGGCUUGCUUUGCAUAUAAUCGCGACUGUAUAUUCAACUGCUCUCGGCAGGAAAAGAUGAGUGUAGAUGUUGGGAAGGCUCCAGUGGGAAAACUCGAGAAGAUGUUUGAUUGCUUCCAGGAGAUGGAUGCGGUGAAGGAGGUUCUGCGAGGGACACUUGACUCGAUCACUCUGGAAUUCCUCUUGACGUGGGAUCUUAAUUCGACCAUCCAGAAUACAGUCAUCUUGAAAGCACCAGUCCUCAACUCUAUUCUUCAUUGUGCUGCUCAAACAGACCGGGCAAAAGAUAAGAACAAACUCAAGGACUGCAGUACUGCAUGUAAUAUCAUCAUCACGCAACUCGCUUCUCAGCGUUCGCACCACAGUGUCUUCUUCGCAGCUCCCUUUACCUUAUUUCUCUGGGCCAAUGGGGCCUCAAAACAAACAAUCGAGGCACUCUACCAUUGUGGUCUUUGCAUAUCAUUCACGUCUCUCCUUACAUUACUCGAGAAGCUUGCAGCGCGUUGUCUCAAUCGCGCAAGACAGCUCGCAUGUUGGCCACAUAUCAUGUGCUACGACAAUAUCAACAUUAGCACUUCAAUCUUUGUGGAACAACGUCCCAAUGCUCCUGCCAAAGUGCAAUUGGGAACAUUUGCUAUCCUGUAUGAAGCUCGCAAUGCAAAUCCAGAUCAUAUGCGCAUCUCACCAAUGCUAAGCCGCAUCCUCAAUGCUUCUGAGCUGAUGUUCAAUGCUGAUGUCUGUCCUGGUGUUGACCAAAUGCAAUCAUUUCACAGCUACCUUCACGCACACGUUGUCGACAUUCUGCUUGAAAACUGCUCCUGCUUUAAGGGUUAUCAUUGA